Molecule: messenger RNA, 1881 nt
Organism: Ochotona princeps (American pika)
Lineage: Eukaryota; Metazoa; Chordata; Mammalia; Lagomorpha; Ochotonidae
Product: cytochrome P450 2G1
Exons: 9
Coding region: 1-1683 (560 amino acids)
Biological process (GO): xenobiotic metabolic process
Cellular component (GO): cytoplasm; intracellular membrane-bounded organelle
Molecular function (GO): iron ion binding; oxidoreductase activity, acting on paired donors, with incorporation or reduction of molecular oxygen, reduced flavin or flavoprotein as one donor, and incorporation of one atom of oxygen; heme binding
Source: RefSeq, a predicted model, not a curated record
AUGGAGCUGGGCGGGGCGCUCACCAUCUUUCUGGCUCUCUGCCUCUCCUGUCUGCUCAUCCUGAUUGCCUGGAAAAAAGUCACCAAGGCAGGGAAGCUGCCCCCAGGCCCAACACCGAUUCCUUUCCUGGGGAACCUGCUACAGGUGCGCACCGAUGCCACCUUCCAGUCCUUCAUGAAGAGACUCUUGCACACAGAUUGUUUCAGCUUUGAGGCUCAAAUCCUUGAUCCAUCUAUACAUCAUGUUCCCAUCCAUGCUUCUGCUUCUGUCUUAUUCCACUCACAGCUCAGGGAGAAGUACGGCCCCGUGUUCACCGUGUACAUGGGUCCCCGGCCCGUGGUGAUUCUAUGCGGACAUGAAGCGGUGAAGGAGGCACUCGUGGACCGAGCGGAUGAGUUCAGUGGCCGUGGAGAACUGGCUUCCAUAGAGCGAAAUUUCCAAGGCCAUGGCGUAGCCCUGGCCAAUGGAGAACGCUGGAGGAUCCUGCGACGCUUCUCCUUGACCAUCCUCCGGGACUUCGGGAUGGGCAAACGCAGCAUUGAGGAGCGGAUCCAGGAGGAGGCUGGCUACCUGCUGGAGGAGUUCCGCAAGACCAAGGGUGCCCCCAUCGACCCCACCUUCUUCCUGAGCCGCACCGUCUCCAACGUCAUCAGCUCCGUGGUCUUCGGCAGCCGCUUCGACUACGAGGACGAGCAGUUCCUGAAGCUGCUGAAGAUGAUCAAUGAGAGUUUCAUCGAGAUGAGCACCCCCUGGGCACAGCUGUACGACAUGUACUCUGGAAUCAUGCAGUACUUACCAGGAAGACACAAUCGCAUCUACUACUUGAUAGAGGAGCUCAAGGACUUCAUCGCGUCCAGAGUCAAGGUCAACGAAGCGUCCUUUGACCCUCAAAAUCCCCGGGAUUUCAUUGACUGCUUCCUCAUCAAGAUGCACCAGGAUCAGAAUAAUCCCAACACAGAGUUCAACCUCAAGAACUUGGUGCUCACCACCCUCAACCUCUUCUUUGCGGGCACAGAGACCGUGAGCUCCACCCUCCGCUACGGGUUCCUGCUGCUCAUGAAGCACCCUGAGGUGGAAGCCAAGAUCUAUGAAGAGAUCAACCGGGUGAUUGGACCCCACCGGAUCCCCAGCGUGGACGACCGCGUCCAGAUGCCCUUCACCGAUGCCGUGAUCCAUGAGAUACAAAGGCUGACGGACAUUGUGCCUAUGGGCGUCCCUCACAAUGUCAUUCGGGACACUCACUUUCGAGGCUACCUCCUCCCCAAGGUGGGCAGUACCCCCUCUCUGUGGCCCCUCCUGCCUGUUCCCCAGCCCUGCUUCUGGCACCGAUCGCUCCAGCUGCCCCCCAUCUCAUUUCAGGGCACAGACGUAUUUCCCCUGCUGGGCUCGGUCCUCAAAGACCCCAAGUACUUCCGCCAUCCGGACGCCUUCUACCCCGAACACUUCCUGGACGAGCAGGGCCGUUUCAAGAAGAAUGAGGCGUUUGUGCCAUUCUCCUCUGGCAAGCGCGUCUGCCUGGGUGAAGCCAUGGCCCGCAUGGAACUCUUCCUCUACUUCACCUCCAUCCUGCAGAAUUUCUCCUUGCACCCGCUGGUGCCGCCCGUCAACAUUGACAUCACCCCCAAGAUCUCAGGCUUCGGCAACAUUCCCCCAUCCUAUGAGCUCUGCCUUGUGGCCCGCUAAGUAGCGUCCACCAGGCCCAGAAAGAACCAGGCUGGGGAACCAAGCUGUGCCUAGCAUCCAGGCCUGGCCACCACCCUCACCAAGUUCGCACAGCAACCCCGACAGCAGGCACCGCUACACCUGCCAUGGGAAGUUAACCAGGGUCUGGGAAGAACUUGUAUCACCUCAGCUGGUAGAAGAGCAAUACCCUCUCCAGAA